GAACGUCAGAGGAGAGACAGUCACAUUCCCUUCUACCCUGUGUGCUAUUGGUUUGUCUUCGCUCUGCUAAUGCAGACUCCGCUUUAGGAAAAGAAGAACAACUUCCGGUCUACAAGAAAAUGGCCGCCGAGCUUUAGGAUUCCUGCCUCAGUGUGGUUCUGGCGGACAUUUUGUUGUAGCUCAGCGAUGAGAGCUUUCUGAAAAGAGUGUUGUAGUGGUAGCUGGAGAGUGUGUCCAGUGAGGAGGAGGUGUGGAGGCAUCCAGAAUCUCAUUGGAUUCAGUCCACCAUCUUCUUAUUGGGAACACCGGCCAAAGAGGGACAUUAUUGUGAGAAAUGUGGUGGACCCAAGAGGGAACUCCGACCGGAGAACUGGAUCAGAAAGACCAAUGUCUGACACCCCAGGAGACACGACAUAUAAGGGGUACAUCUUGCACUAAGGAGGAGCCCUGCUCACCUGGAGGGCCUCACCCCCACCCGGACUUCUUUACACUCGCCAAUCAUACGCAACCUCCAUUUAUGCAUAUUAAGGAGGAACCCAGUUUAGGUGAGAAACAUCUCCCCCAUUCUGAAAUCUCCACCUUCACCAAUCAUGCACAGCCUCCACUAGUGAAUAAUAAGACGGAACCCCCCCUACAUGAAGAACACUCCCUCCCCUAUGGCGACACUUGCCUUGGAAUAGACAAUCCGCAAUAUGUAACUGUUUGUGUUAAGGGUGAAUCUUAUGGGGAAGAUCUCCAGCACCUUGACUGUCCUCCUCCCCCAUUACAGUCUAUAUCCACGUACAUUAAAGAGGAACCCCUCUCACGUGAAGACCAUCUCCCCCAUCCUGGCCUCUCUACAAGUCAAACACAACAUCUUCCUACCCCAAUUAAGGAGGAACCCCUCUUAUGUGAGGACCGUCUCCCCCAUCCUGACCCCACUACACAUCAAACACAACAUCUUCCUAACCCAAUCAAGGAGAAACCCCUCUUAUGUGAAGACCAUCUCUCUCAUCCUGACCCCUCUACACAUCAAACACAACAUCUUCCUAACCCAAUUAAGGAGCAACCCCUCUUAUGUAAGGACCGUCUCCCCCAUCCUGACCCAACUACAUGCCUUACGAAGCAUCUUCUUACACCAAUGAAGGAGGAACCCCUCUUAUGUGAAGACCAUCUCCCCCGUCCUGACCCCUCUACAUGCCUUACGAAGCAUCUUCUUACACCAAUCAAGGAGGAACCCCUCUUAUGUGAAGACCAUCUCCCCCGUCCUGACCCCUCUACACAUCAAACACAACAUCUUCCUAACCCAAUUAAGGAGGAACCCCUCUUAUGUGAAGACCAUCUCCCCCGUCCUGAUCCCUCUACACAUCUUCCUAACCCAAUUAAGGAGGAACCGCUCUUAUGUGAAGACCAUCUCUCUCAUCCUGACCCCUCUACACAUCAAACACAACAUCUUCCUAACCCAAUUAAGGAGGAACCUCUCUUAUGUGAAGACCAUCUCUCUCAUCCUGACCCUUCUACACAACAAACACAACAUCUUCCCACCCCAAUUAAGGAGGAACCACUCUUAUGUGAGGACCAUCUCCCCCAUCCUGGCCUCUCCACACGUCAGACACAACAUCUUGCUACCCCAAUUAAGGAGCAACCCCUCUUAUGUGAAGACCAUCUCCUCCAUCCUGACCUCUCUACACAUCAUACACAACCUCUUCCCACCCCAAUUAAGGAGGAACCACUCUUAUGUGAAGACCUUCUCCCCCAUCCUGAUCUCUCCACACAUCAUCCAUCUACUCAUAUUAAGGAGGAACCCCUCUCAAAUGAAAAAGAACAACCCCCUGCACAUGCCGACGACCUGCAAUAUGUAACUGUUUGUGUUAAGGAAGAAUGUGUUGAGGAAGAACUCCGUCACCCUGGCUGUCCACCCAUCACACGCUCUGCAACCACAUACAUUAAGGAGGAACCCAUCUCAUGCGAAAAGCAUCUGUCAAAUUCCAAUAUCAAUGCUAAAAAGAAAAAGAUGCAGAACGUUCUGCCACCUAAACUUCACCAGCUGCCUUCUACAAACAAGGCAGACGGGGAGCCACGGUUGGCUCUUGGUGGACAAUCUCCCAAUCUCACUGAAGGGCAGAAUGGUGGCACGGCCACAAAGAAACAAUUGGAAUGUACGGAGUGUGGGAAAGUUUUCCAGAGGAAGUACCAAUUGGUUGAGCACUUGAGGCGGCACUCGGGGGAGCGACCUUACCAGUGCACCGAGUGUGGCAAAGGCUUCGUCAGGAGGAGCCACCUUCAGACGCACUUUAAGAACCAUUCCGGGGAGAAGCCUUUCCAGUGCCCUGAGUGCGAUAAGCAAUUUAUCCAGAACUCCGAACUCUCCGCCCAUUUACGAAGGCACCGGGGAGAGAGGCCAUUCCCUUGUCCAGAGUGUGGGAAGUGCUUUGCCGCCAACUCCCACCUCGUCACGCACUCACGGACCCACACGGGCGAGAAGCCGUUCAGGUGCUCAGAGUGCGGGGCCUGCUUCCGGACCAACGGGCACCUCAGCCAGCACAGGAGGAUCCACGCUGGAGACAAACCCUUCAAGUGUUCUGAGUGUGGGAAAGGCUUCCUGUGGAAAGGGCAGCUUGACAUCCAUCAGAGGAGCCACACGGGAGACAGGCCUUAUGAGUGUCCCGACUGUGGGAAACGAUUCGCCGCCAAGUACAAGCUGGACGCCCAUCAACGAUCGCACACCGACGAGGCACUGAGGUGCGCCCACUGUGGGAAGGCCUGUCGGGAUAAGGAGACCUUAAUCGUCCACGAGCGGGUCCACACGGGGGAGAAGCCCUUCGGAUGCCCAGAGUGCGAGAAGUUCUUUUCCAGCAACGCGCUCCUUAUGUUACACCAAAGGGUUCACACCGGAGAAAAACCUUAUCAGUGUCCCGAAUGUGGCAGGAACUUUGCUCAGAGUUCCACUUUACGUCGCCAUCUUGCUGUACACCGAAAGAAAACGCAGGAACUGAAUUCUGUGCAGAUUUCAUCUUCCUGAUGAAGUGGAUUGUCUGAUUGCCAAUAAUUCAUUUGGUCCAACAUGCAAUGCUUUGAAAAAGUAUUCACACCCCUUUGAAAUUUUCCACAUUUUGUCAUGUUACAACCCAAAACGU
Messenger RNA from Rana temporaria (common frog), 3116 nucleotides. Its product is annotated as zinc finger protein 16-like. The record is from RefSeq and is a predicted model, not a curated record. The coding region runs from base 335 to 3001 and encodes 888 amino acids. Gene Ontology annotation, cellular component: nucleus. NCBI's taxonomy places the organism in Eukaryota, Metazoa, Chordata, Amphibia, Anura, Ranidae. Gene Ontology annotation, biological process: regulation of transcription by RNA polymerase II. The transcript is spliced from 2 exons. Gene Ontology annotation, molecular function: RNA polymerase II cis-regulatory region sequence-specific DNA binding; DNA-binding transcription activator activity, RNA polymerase II-specific.